AUGACUGCUACGUUGAAUGGGAUGUAUAAUACGGCCCCCGAUACUCCGUCCCCAGUCUAUCCGGACAGGCUGAUUCGUCCCCUUCCCAAACGUACCCUGCGCUCGCGCUUGUCGUCCGAUGCGGCCGAUACGAUCUUGUAUCCCCCGACCCCUCCGGCCACGCAGCUCUUCUACGGGAGUGGAGCGGACAGCGGGGAGGCCGUGAAUGAAUCCAAGAUAUACGUGCAGCAGAGCGACGGCCCGGAUCAGACGCUCGAGCGGGAUCCCCAUCUCCUGUACGAGAACGGCGUCGACUUUGAGAGCGGGGACGAGGACGGUCCGGUGGUGGUUCGUCGCAGUGCCGGCUUCCGCGGGUCGUCCUUGUCGCCGUCUGCACCACCCCAACCGCUCCCCAGCAACGGGGAAGGGCCACCGACCAAGUCGGCAGGUCCUGACGGGUAUGAUGCCUUCGAGAACACUAACAAUAAGAAGAAGCGCAAGAUCCCCACCCCGGGCAGUUUGGGAAGCCACCACUCCACCCUCUCGCCGGAAUUCUCCAACAUGGGCCUGACGAGCUCUGCCCAAACACCUCCCGCACAGAUGGAUGGAAGCCAUGUGAGUACCUUCUAUGGAACGGGGAGCCCGGCAUCUCCCGUCGCCAGUGGGAACUCGGGGUCGGGACGGGGCCGACUGGCGCGUCACCCGCCUCGCAACGGUCCGGGGAGAGCUCCUCCAACGGCCGUUCACGCGCAGGCAGGCAUGCCUCAGGGCCGAGUAGCGGGUCGUCGGGACGGUCAGAUGUCCUCGCCAGGACCGGCAGGUGAUCCGGCUCCCAAGUCGGAGCAGGGAAUCAUCUCCGCCGCCAUAGCCAAUGCUGCCGCUGCCGCGUUUUCGUCGCCGCCUCGCCCGGACAACGCCAGUAUGCUCGAGCAGCGUCAGCCCACCACCCCCACCAAAACCCAGUUCACCUUCACCUGCGAAUCGGACUCGUCCAAGGGAAUGGCAAUGCAAGCGCAGAACACGUACCCAGCUCAGAAUCGCUCUCCCCGCUCUCCCCGCUCCCUCACCCCCACGGCAUCGAAUUCGCGAGCCUUCUCCACGCAAGGAACACAAACCAGCCCGCCCGUCGCCUCGCACAUGAACCCGCCCGCUGCAAACGCCGAACCGCCGCCGGCCGAUCGGAAGAAGAAGCGGUCCCCGGGUAGUAUAUACGCCUUGGCUGCGCGAGGGCGGAAGGUUCAGCAGCAGUACACCAAUCUCCAGCACCCGCCCGGCCUGGAAGACAUUUGGAUCUGCGAGUUCUGCGAGUACGAGAGUAUCUUUGGGCGCCCUCCCGAGGCACUGAUCCGACAGUACGAGAUCAAGGACCGCAAGGAACGCAAGCGCUUAGCGGAGAAGAAGCGACUCCUGGAGAAGGCGAAGAUGAAAGGACGCAAGAACAAGAAAGCGACGAAGAACGCCGCCAAGAACUCAAGCGCCCAGCCCGCGGCGUACGAGCCGGGGUACGACCGAACCUCCGCCGACCAUUCUUCCAUGGGGCCGCACGGAGGGCACGAAGACGACGAAUCGUUAGCCAACGACCCCGAGGACGAAAGCAUCGCCGCGCCGCCGCCGGGACCGCCUCCAGCCGCGUUCAAGUCGCCGGUGCCGCCGGGACCCCCGAAGCUGGCGUCGGGCGUCAAAGGCGCGGCGGACGGAGGGACCAAUCGACCGCCCUGA
This is a messenger RNA of Aspergillus steynii IBT 23096, 1698 nucleotides long. RefSeq lists its product as uncharacterized. The record is from RefSeq and is a predicted model, not a curated record. Bases 1 to 1698 code for a protein of 565 amino acids. The transcript is spliced from 3 exons. NCBI's taxonomy places the organism in Eukaryota, Fungi, Ascomycota, Eurotiomycetes, Eurotiales, Aspergillaceae.